Messenger RNA from Panicum virgatum (switchgrass), 1073 nucleotides. RefSeq names its product leucine-rich repeat extensin-like protein 1. The transcript has a single exon. Bases 361 to 744 code for a protein of 127 amino acids. NCBI's taxonomy places the organism in Eukaryota, Viridiplantae, Streptophyta, Magnoliopsida, Poales, Poaceae. The record is from RefSeq and is a predicted model, not a curated record.
CUUCCCAAUAAGCAACGAUCCCAAUGAACACCACGCCUUCCUACUGGUCUGCUACUCGAAUUCUGAAGCACAACUCUGCUUAUUCCUUCCAGUAGUUACACUGCCAGCGUAUAGUAUGUACCUUCCGCUGCUCCGAUCCAAGCUAGGAGCCCCAACUAAUAUUCCCUCCAGUCUUGCAAGUGCAAACAACGGGAGUAGAUGGACACGCUCGCAUCAUAAGAGGGCGGCUCGGCUGAGGGGGCCAACGACGCGCACCACAGGCCGCCUCCCUCCUUUCCCGUAGGCUCGUAGCGUAGCGUGUUAGUGUUAGCCUAGUCAGCCGAGCACUGCAAGCCGCACCUGCCUCGCGCGCGAUCGACCAUGGGAAGGCCGGUGGCGCCGGUCCUCGCGCUGGCGAUCGUCGUCGCCGCCGCGGCGGCGGUCGCCACGGCGGCCCCGGGGGAGGUGAAGUGCGGCGGGUGCUCGCCGUGCGUCGGCGCCGACUGCCCCGUGCUGUACCCGUCGCCGCCCCCGCCGCCGCCGUACUACUACUACAGCCCGCCGCCGCCGGCGGCCUACUACCCGGGGUCGGGCUGCCCGCCGCCGCCGGGCGCGUACAUUCAGAUCGGGAGCACGCCGCCGGGGAAGGGCCCGCUGUACCCGCAGGACCCCGGGUUCAUGCCGUCCGCCGCGCCGGGCCGCGCCGCCCCGCUCGUGGCCGGCAUGCUUGCCGCGGUGGCCGCCGCGUGGGCUGCCUUCUUGUGAUCCGCAACCGCAAUGCCACAUGACGGCGGGCUCCUCCGGUAAGUAGGCCGACGCGCGCGCGGAGGCGAUCCUACCGGCGUUCCAGUUGAGGGUUUCCAAUCCCAGUGUAUUUACGCAUGCUACUUUUCGAUAAUAAUCUUUACUUGCCAUCCUAUACAUGGGCUGUAGUUCGUUGUUGCAAAUGUAUCAAGGUUUUCUUUGCUUUAGUUUUUUUUUUAGAAAAAAAUCUGAUGAUUUUAGAACAAUUUCACUUGUAUGAAACGGAACCCAAAAUUAAGCAGAUGUGGAACUAGAAGUUCAUUCCUGAUUUCAAAUUUUCUGUUCUCAUG